This is a messenger RNA of Triticum turgidum subsp. durum (durum wheat), 486 nucleotides long. Lineage: Eukaryota; Viridiplantae; Streptophyta; Magnoliopsida; Poales; Poaceae. The record is from the annotation of a GenBank genome assembly.
AUGUCUUCCGGUGGGAUCGCGCGCGGCCGCCUCGCGGAGGAGCGCAAGGCCUGGCGGAAGAACCACCCCCACGGCUUCGUCGCCAAGCCGGAGACGCUGGGCGACGGCACGGUCAACCUCAUGGUCUGGCACUGCACCAUCCCCGGCAAGCAAGGGACUGAUUGGGAAGGUGGAUACUUCCCUCUCACCCUUCAUUUCAGCGAGGAUUACCCCAGCAAGCCUCCCAAGUGCAAGUUCCCUACAAAUUUCUUCCACCCGAAUGUCUAUCCUUCGGGGACAGUCUGCCUUUCAAUCCUCAAUGAGGACAGCGGCUGGAGACCUGCUAUUACUGUGAAGCAAAUCCUUGUUGGAAUUCAGGACUUGCUUGAUCAGCCCAACCCGGCUGACCCUGCUCAGACUGAUGGUUAUCACCUUUUCAUCCAGGAUCCAGCUGAGUACAAGAGGCGUGUUCGGGCGCAGGCAAAGCAGUAUCCCGCAUUGGUCUGA